Messenger RNA from Acanthochromis polyacanthus (spiny chromis), 3018 nucleotides. Its product is annotated as cytospin-A-like. The coding region runs from base 546 to 2282 and encodes 578 amino acids. The record is from RefSeq and is a predicted model, not a curated record. The transcript has 12 exons. Gene Ontology annotation, molecular function: protein binding. Lineage: Eukaryota; Metazoa; Chordata; Actinopteri; Pomacentridae.
UCCUGUCUGGGACAGAGACUUGGGCUGUUCUGUGAUCAGCUGAAGAGCUGCAGACUGUGGACGUGUCACCUGCUGCCACCACACCUGCAUUUAAUAACACGUAAUGACGGUGCAGCCGGUGUGACUGCUUUCUGUCAGAUCACACCAUCCUGAGUCGUGUGUGCUUUUAUUGAAACGUAGCUCUAAAUAAUGCUACGAACAGCCUUCAUGUCGUUUACCAGGCGAGCAGCUGCUGCGCAACCGGUUCGCUUCCCUCCUCGGUUUUUGUCGCAUUGGAUUUAAAGGCGAAGCAGCAGAGUUUGGUUUUAUUGGACUGAAGUUAUAGAUGGUGGCUGCCUGAUCCGAGGCUCUGUGGUGAAUAUGGGAUGUCGCAGGGAAAUGACCGUCACUAACUGGACCUGUGACUGCCGGUGAAUUCAGGAUAGACGCAGCAGAGAAAGGGGGUCGAGACGGUAGGAUGGAUGAAUGAAAGAGACAUUACAAAAUAGAGGGCACAGUGAAGGACAUCUGGGAUUAUUUGUCACAAUACCCACCUCUGCUGGAUCAUGGGUAAUCAGAAUGGAAAAGACAGUCAUGGUUCUUCAGGUUCUCCUUUAGAUUUCUUCCAGACGCCUCCUACCACACCCUCACAGGCAGAGCUGACUGUCAUGGCCUUAUCCUCUGCAGCCUCUUCUGAUAAGGCACAGACUCCAUCACCGACAGACAGCACCACCUCUCCAGUCGCAGACUGGACACAGAAACCGUCGGCUCCCUCGGAAUGGGCUGUAAUCAACGUAGACAGCAUCGCCUCCUCGAAGACAAACAUGAACGAUGCAGCAGGGAGACAUGAAAAGGCUUCGGUCAGUCUUAGCAGUCCAGCAUCACCUCCUCCGUCUAGAGGAUCGCCUUCAGAGCCGAGCUGGCAGGAGAGAGACAGCGGACUGGAGCCACAGGCUACAGCAGAGAGAGCAGGAGAGGAGAUGACCUUGGUUUUACUCAGUCUGAUGGAGCACUACAGGGUCUCACUGGGCCUUACUCCCAACACUGAUAUUACUACAGGAGCUGUAGAGUUGCUCAGACGCUUGAUAACAGAGAGAGAGGAGCUGGUUGGGGAGGUGGACACACUCAGGGAGACCCUCAGAACAGAGAGGUUGGAGUGGCAUCAGUUCCAGUGUGACCUGCAGGUCGCAGUAUCUGUGGCCGAUCGGCUGCGGGUCGAAUCGGAGCAGGCUCUGAGUUUGCUUCAGGAAAGUCAUAGGGCUGUGGAGGAUCAGCUGGCCCAGGCCCUCAGCAGACAGCAGGAGACGGACCAAGAGCUAGAGAGUCUGAAGAAUGAACACAGAAAUGUCUGUCACAAACUAAAUGAACUCACCCUUCAGCAGCAGCAGGAGCGAGCCGAGUUAAAUGCACUGAAGAGCGUCUGCAGGGUGGAAGACAGACUCACAGAUAAAGAGGCUGAAAGACAAGACUCCGGUGAGGGACAGCAGGAGGGAAUACAGACAGUAACGGAGGAAGCUGAAUUGGAGACUGAAAGUAAAGAUGAGACUGAAGCAAAUCAAGAAGGGGAUGCUAAAGGUGAAGCUGCUGAUCCUGAAGAGACAAAUGGACACAUGCAUCUGACAGGGAGAGGGGUGGCAGAAGGAUACCUCCGCAGUCUGGUGUCCCUGGAGAAGAAGAAAGACGAGGGACGUGGACAAAGAGAUCCGAGGAAGAUUGUGAUGCUGGCUGAAAGAUCUUGGAGUCUCUCUCGUCUCCCACUUCCAACUGACUCUUCUAGUCAAAAUGGGUCUUCAAAAAACACAAGCACAACAUUGCCUCUAUGCAAGAAAGAAGAGCCAACAAAAGGGAGAAGAAUGGACCGUAUUUUACAGAGACAGGACAGUUGGUCCAGCUUUUAUGCAGGAAAACAAGAUGAGGAUCAAAGCUCAGAUUCCUUCAAACUUCAGGAUGGUUUCAGUGCUCUGCUGAGGCGUCAUGGUGGCUCCAGAAGAAACUCCCUGCUGCGCUGGUGUCAAAAUCGUACCCAAGGCUAUAAGAACAUUGAGAUCACGAACUUCAGCAGCAGCUGGGAAGAUGGUUUGGCAUUCUGUGCUGUUUAUCACACCUAUUUGCCCACUCACAUCCCCUAUGACAGCCUCAACCCAGAUGAAAAGAAAGAAAACCUGGACCUUGCUUUUAAGACAGGAGAGAGUGUAGGGAUUACAGCCACACUGACGGUGGAAGAGAUGCUGAAAGCUGAUGGACCCGACUGGCAAAGGGUGCUGGGAUACGUUGAAAACAUUUUCCGUCACUUUGAGAUGUGAAGGUGUCCUCCCUCGUCUUGCGCUCCUGCCUGGUUCUUUUUAAUCAAUGUGACUCAGGAGCUGAAGGACUGAGACACUGUUCACCACAGGAUGGAGGUCUGCUUACAAUGAACUCAUCACCCAGUGUGUACUAGAUGUAACAACUUCAUUUUAUGUAUCAGUAAAAUCCCCUUCCCACACAAACAGGUGAUGGCUGACUCCCAGGUGGAAGAAACUAAACAUAGUUUGACUCUUGGAACACUUUUAUUUUUCUACAUACAUAGCAGUUACAUUGGAUCUCAAUAGCUGCCGACUAAAAAUGCACAGGACACAAAUAUGACCGUGUUGUCUCCUCCUUGAUGUCUUCCAGUUUGCCGUCAUGUCUCUGGGUGCUGAUUGCACUGGUUUUGCACUGUUUGCCUCUUAAAAAUUGAGCACUUUAUAAUUAACGUAAAUGAAACCGUGUAGCACAGAAUCUGGAUGACUUUGUCUUGACUAAUUGUUAUUUUUAUCAUGAACUUGUCCUGCCAUGGUACUGUCAUAUGUGCAUGCAUCCAAAACCCCUCAAAAUGAAUAAAGGGAGCAGAUAUGUACCCAGAUUUUAGAUGUCGGAAUAUUGAUAUUUUAACCCGAAACGGUACAGAGUCAAAGGAAAGUUGCCUUUUUAGGAAAUGUAAAUGUGUGUAAUCACUGACGUGUUUUGAAAGAUAGUCAAUAUAUAAAGACUCACUGCAACAAUAAAGUAUGCAUACAGACA